Brassica rapa (field mustard) is the source of this 2170-nucleotide messenger RNA. Its product is annotated as DEAD-box ATP-dependent RNA helicase 30. Gene Ontology annotation, molecular function: nucleic acid binding; ATP binding; RNA helicase activity. Lineage: Eukaryota; Viridiplantae; Streptophyta; Magnoliopsida; Brassicales; Brassicaceae. The record is from RefSeq and is a predicted model, not a curated record.
GAAGAAAAUAAACCACGGUGAAAAUUAGGGUUUCUAAUCUGGGAAAAUUUACAGUGUAAAGAAGACGUAUCGUUUAUAAGUAUCUUGGCUUAUUACCUUUGCGGCCCCUUACGUAUCUCUCUAUCUGCACUCUCUCUAGCAUCGAAUCCGAUUCAAAGUUUACGCAACACCUAACGAUCCAAAAAGCAACGAUGAGCUCCCAUGAUCGCCGAUUCGCUGAUCCCAAUUCGUAUCGUCAACGCUCUCCCGCACCGGUUCGUUCGUCUCAGCCGAUGGAUCCUUCCGCCGCACCGUACAAUCCACGCUACAGCGGUGGUGUUGGUGGAGGAGGAGGAUAUAGACCGGCUCCUGUAAUGUCCGGUGACGGUUCCGGGUACGGUCAUUACCCGUCUUUUCACCCGCCUAGUAAUGGCUUCUCCGUCGGUCGCGGCGGAGGAAGAGGCGGUUACGGUGGGUACGGGGGUGUGAGGGGUGGGUACGGUGGAGGAGGAGGACGCGGUGGAUCGGGUAGAAGAGAGCUGGAUAGCGUUUCUCUUCCGAAACAGAGUUUUGGGAAUCUUGUUCAUUUCGAGAAGAAUUUCUACGUGGAGAGUCCCGUGGUGCAGGCGAUGACGGAGGAGGAUGUUGCGUUGUAUAGGACUGAGAAGGAUAUAUCUGUUGAAGGGCGUGAUGUUCCUAAGCCUAUUAAGAUGUUCCAAGAUGCUAACUUUCCAGAUAAUAUUCUCGACGCAAUUGCUAAGUUGGGAUUUACUGAGCCAACACCAAUACAAGCUCAGGGAUGGCCAAUGGCUUUGAAGGGUAGGGAUUUGAUUGGUAUUGCUGAGACUGGCUCUGGUAAGACUUUGGCUUACUUGUUACCAGCGUUGGUCCACGUAAGUGCACAACCUCGAUUGGGUCAAGAUGAUGGACCCAUCGUUUUAAUAUUGGCUCCCACGAGAGAAUUAGCAGUUCAGAUUCAAGAGGAAUCAAGGAAGUUCGGGCUGCGAUCUGGUGUUAGAAGCACUUGUGUCUAUGGAGGUGCUCCUAAAGGACGUCAGAUUCACGAUCUUAGAAGAGGUGUUGAGAUUGUAAUUGCUACACCUGGUCGUUUGAUCGAUAUGUUGGAGUGCCAACACACUAAUUUGAAGAGGGUGACUUACCUUGUGCUGGACGAGGCUGACAGAAUGUUAGACAUGGGAUUUGAACCCCAAAUUAGAAAGAUUGUGUCUCAGAUCCGACCUGACAGACAGACACUGCUUUGGAGUGCAACAUGGCCACGAGAAGUUGAAACUCUCGCCAGGCAGUUUCUACGAGAUCCGUACAAGGCCAUUAUUGGAUCAGCUGAUCUAAAAGCUAACCAGUCUAUUAACCAAGUAAUCGAGAUUGUACAGACGCCAGAGAAAUACAGCAGGCUCCUUACACUGCUUAAGCAGCUAAUGGAUGGAAGUAAAAUCUUAAUCUUUGUGGAGACAAAGAGAGGUUGUGAUCAAGUGACUAGACAACUGAGAAUGGAUGGAUGGCCAGCUCUUGCCAUACACGGUGACAAAAACCAAACGGAAAGAGAUCGUGUCUUGUCAGAAUUUAAGAGCGGAAGAAGCCCGAUAAUGACUGCCACUGACGUAGCAGCAAGGGGACUUGAUGUGAAGGACAUAAAGUGUGUGGUUAACUAUGAUUUCCCAACUUCAUUGGAGGAUUACAUCCACAGGAUUGGUCGAACCGGGCGUGCAGGGGCUAAAGGAAUGGCCAUGACAUUCUUCACACAUGACAAUGCUAAGUUUGCAAGAGAGCUUAUAAAGAUCCUUCAAGAAGCUGGUCAAGUUGUACCUCCCACUCUCUCUGCCCUAGUCCGAUCUUCCGGUUCUGGUGGUGGUGGUGGUGGAGGUGGACGUAGUUUCAGGUCAAGAGGAGGAGGACGUGGUGGAUUUGGAGAUAAACGGCCAAGAUCAACCUCAAACUUUGUACCUCAUGGUGGCAAAAGGACUUGGUAGAGAGAAAGAGAGCUUGGUUCUCUUGUCAUGUUGAAGCUCUCUGUUGUAGAGAAACGAAUGUUUUAUUGAAUUAGUUGAUUUAUUUAAUAAAUCAAACAUGAUUAAUAUUCAUAGCUGGUCGGAUACAUAAAUGAUUACUCUAUCCCUUUUAUCAUAUAAGAUAUUUUAGAAAAUUUUAUUUGAUUUAUAUGUUACUCUGCAAA